Microthlaspi erraticum is the source of this 504-nucleotide messenger RNA. The record is from the annotation of a GenBank genome assembly. Lineage: Eukaryota; Viridiplantae; Streptophyta; Magnoliopsida; Brassicales; Brassicaceae.
AUGGGAGAUGAAAACCCCAGGAUUAUGUACGGUGUGAUCAUCACCGUUUACGUUGAUCGUGAAGCGACGACCGUCCGAUCGUUUCGAAGGAGACAGAAGAACGAAUGGGAGAGUUUCGUUGAGCGGACGUGGAAGCGCGAGAUCGGAAAGAUACGUGGAUAUGAUCGGAGAGCGAGUCUGUUAGCAUAUCUUCGUCAGAUGAGAGCCGAGAGUCUCGCCGGCGAAUCAAAACGCGACGACGGAGAGAGUGAUGACAAAUCCGAGCAGCCGAAACCGAAGAAAAAGAAAAGAAGGUGGUACAGAAAAAUGAAGAGUAAGUUCCGAUUACCGUUUCUCCGGGCAUUUCGUCGGAAAAACAGGACGUGGAGGUAUCGCCAUUUCGUUCCAGAUGAAGAAGGAGAAGCAAAGAGCAAAGCUCACAAUUCAGAUAUUUGGAAAAAGCUCAAACAUAUGGUUGGAGGCUUAUCACGCGGCUGUGUAGGAAGUAGAAGAAGAGACUCGUGA